Messenger RNA from Astrephomene gubernaculifera, 2645 nucleotides. NCBI's taxonomy places the organism in Eukaryota, Viridiplantae, Chlorophyta, Chlorophyceae, Chlamydomonadales, Astrephomenaceae. The record is from the annotation of a GenBank genome assembly.
GCACUAGAUUUCCACCGAGUUUACAACUGUAAAGCAGACACUUCUAUGAAGUAUGCGUCAACUGCAAGCUAAUUGAGUAAGAGUUAGGAUAUUUUAGCAACAUGCCCAGUCUACCCAGUGAACAUGGAGUGAAGGAAUCCUCUCGGGCAGCAGUAGAGGCUAGCCGAAAUGCACCGCUGCGGAGAAGGCGCCCGGCAGCAGGGACUACCGUGGAUGCGGGGACGCUGCAGUUCAACGACAUGCCGGAUUACUUACAAGAUAAUGAGUUUAUCAAAUCAUACUACCGCAAUCCCAAAAUGCCCUUCAAACAGACGUUAGGGUCGCUCUUCGGCAUCCACAACGAGACGGGAAAUGUGUGGACGCACUUGCUGGGCUUCCUGCUUUUCGCUGGGCUAACAUUCUACGUCAUCGCAAUGCCCCCCAUGCCGCUCGCGCUUGGCAAGCGGCAGAUAGACCACCUCUGGCUCUCCGUGCGGGGUCGCGUGCACGGCCUUACCGACCAAUUGCACAACCUGCAAGGUCGGCUGCCGCAUUUAACCGGCAUAGCCAACUUGCACCAGCUGCAAGAAAGCCUAGACACUCUCGUCCACAACGUAGACUCGCUAGUCCAUGACGUUCAGGAGGAAGUCCACCAGGCGGCCCAAGCGCUGCACAACCGCGUGCACAGCCUCAGCGACAACAUCCAUCAUGCGCGAGAGCGCCUCAAUGACGCACUCCGAGAAGCCCUAUCCGACGUCCUCUUAUGGCCGAUACCCCGAUGGCCUGUUUACGUCUUUAUGGCUGGAGCUAUGACCUGCCUAUUCCUCUCAGCCGUGUGCCACCUCUUCGGCUGUUGCUCCAAGCAUCUCGCGCAAAUCAUCUGGCGGUUUGACUACGCCGGCAUAGCCAUUCUCAUCGUCGCCUCCUUCUACCCUCCCGUCUACUACGAGUUCCUGUGCCAGCCCUACUGGCGCAUCUUCUACCUCACCACCACAACCCUCAUGGGCGCCGGCGCGGUUGCCGUGUCGCUGCUGGACGUGUUCCAACGCGCCGAGUGGCGCGCCUUCCGCGCCGGCAUGUUCGCAGCGCUGGGCGGGUGGGGCGCGGUGCCGCUGCUGCACGCAUGUGUGGCGCUGCGGGAGGUGGCGGCGGUGCGGCAGGCGACCGCGCUGGACGCACUCAUGGGGGCGCUGUACCUGGCCGGCGCCCUCAUCUACGCCACCCGUGUGCCCGAGCGCUGGCUGCCGGGCCGCUUCGACGUGUGGCUUCACGGCCACCAGAUCUUCCACAUCCUCAUCGUGGUGGCGGCACUGGUGCACUGGCAGGCGGUGAUGCGGCUGCUGGCGUGGAGGGAGGCCAGCGGGGGGUGUGCGGGGGGGCUGGCGGGGAUGGGGGGGAUGGGGAUGGGGGGCAUGGGUUUGCAGGAGGUGCAGGGGAUGGGCAUGGGGGAAGGCAGGGCGGGAGAGGAUGCGAUGGCGGCUGCGGGUUUCUUAGGGCCGGGAGGAGGAGGAGGCAUGGGAGGAGAAGGCGGCGCCGCAGCGGCAGGAGGCGGGGCAGGAGGACAUGAACCGCUGUUGAUAGAGCAGGUGUGGGAGCGGCUCCAUGCCUACACGGCGGAGUAUCUGGGGGCCCUGGCAGCCCGGGGGGAGGCCGGAGCAGCAGCAGCAGCAGGAGGUGGUGGAGGAGCGGGACCAGGACCGGCGCCCAACAUGCAGCUGUAGCCGCGUAUGCACGUGUAUCCUCGAUUGCUGCGGCGGCAACUGCCACGCCCCAGCAGCAGUUGCUAUGAUGUUCGCGCCGGCUGCUGUUGCACGGAGGUGUCUUAAUGAACAGGCAGUUUCGCUGCGUCUGUGGUGGACGUGGUUGGGUUUUGUUAAACAGGAGGAACGCUGUGGUCUGUGCAAUCAGAACAUUUGUCGUCUGGAGUUGUUGUGUUGCGAGAGGCGGUGUGCAGGAAUGCUGUGCCGGCGCGCUUGAUACGGUAUCAGGACCCUUGAUACGGUAUCAGGGCCCUCUUCCCUUCUGUGUGUGUUUCCUUUCGCGAAAGAUGAGCUUCGCCUUCAUUUAGUGAACGAGUGUGGUCGGAUGAUAGUGCUAUUGUUUUUGCGUUGUGUGUGUUUGUCAAAAUGUUUGUCAGUGUUUUGUGGCGCGCACAGAUGCCAUUCAAAGCCUGUUGUUCAAUUGUUGUUGGUGUUAAAGGCGUGGAAGAAAGGAUAGAUUACGUGGAAGAAGGAUAUAGAUUGCGUGCUGCAUGCAUUUCGUCUUGGUGUUUGUUGUUGGUGGUUGCAUGUCAGGGGUGUUUGUAUCCGGGUAAUGUGUGAACCCAGGCUGAUGACCCAUGGGUCGUUUGCGCCCUCCGCUGCGUUUUCUUCAUCCUCCUCAGCACAUACCACGCGGGACACCGCGUUUUAAAGGCCCGAACGACUGUGUUAUCUAUGUGUAAAGGACGAGGUAUGUAAUAGGAUUUUGAUUGGUGGAAUGGUGGUGUUUGGCCUGUUAUGUUAUGAUGCACUUUGCAUGGGGGAGGCCCAUGCUGUUAGGUGCCGUCAUGCUCCGAUUGGCGCGCAAGCACAAUGCGAGCAGAGCAGAGGGAGGCAUCCGCUCUUCUGUCAGGACCGGUAAAGGGCGCCGCCGCCGGCUGCUACUUUGAGCUGCCCUGGGCUGGG